Hemicordylus capensis (graceful crag lizard) is the source of this 5189-nucleotide messenger RNA. It is a transcript of the gene NR1H3, whose product is annotated as nuclear receptor subfamily 1 group H member 3. Gene Ontology annotation, biological process: lipid metabolic process; cell differentiation; positive regulation of transcription by RNA polymerase II. The transcript has 12 exons. Lineage: Eukaryota; Metazoa; Chordata; Lepidosauria; Squamata; Cordylidae. Gene Ontology annotation, molecular function: RNA polymerase II cis-regulatory region sequence-specific DNA binding; zinc ion binding; nuclear receptor activity. The record is from RefSeq and is a predicted model, not a curated record. Bases 910 to 2136 code for a protein of 408 amino acids.
UCUGGUGGCGUCCGCUGGAGAGCGCGCAUGUAACCCCCGCGCCCGCCCCGAGGCUCUCCCACACAUUCUCUGGGUGGUCCUGAAUGCCUCCUAGUGGCACCAGGAAAGCCGGCGUAAAAAAUGGAAAACAAAGAAGACACCUGUUGGCGCUUAGGCACCGACCACCGUACGCGUGUUAGCUGUGCGGGGACUCUGGGAUAGGAAGGGCAUCCAUCCGCUCCUGUCUUUUUGUCCCCCUGGUUUGAUGAAAGCGCUGCUGACCUCUAGCUCUGAUCCGUGGUCGAAGGGAGCAUCUUCGAAAUGGCUUGAAGGAGAUAAGUGGACACACAGUGUGACCACCAUUUGUGCCUCCGUACAUGUUGGUGCGGGGUAAGAGUGGGGAGAAGAUAAUUUUCACAGGCUUCUUAAGACAUGUGUGGAAUGGAGACAUAAGUGAUUUGAGAGCACAAACCCCGCCGCUGUUGGUUACUCUGGAGCUGACACAGCAACCUCGAGUUUGUACUCAAAUGGCAAUGCUGGGCAGGCUCAUCAGGGAGGCAGCCCUUUUUCACACAGUGGGAAUUCUGAGCAAAAGUGCCUAGAAGAGGACUGCCGAGCCACCUCCUUACCCAUUCAGGACUGAGUGGGAGAGACAGUGGGUGGCAAAGAAGGUGACUGCAGACCAGCCAGAGAUAGCCCUUGGCACUGAAGGAGAAAUAGCACUAGAAACACACCGAAGGGCAACAGGCUUUGUUGCAGGAUAAGAGAGAUUGCCAAAGGCAGAACUUCGGAAAAGCCAGUCAGACACGUCAGUGAAGGUGAACGUGAACAAGUUGUUCUGAGACAUUGUAGCAGUGAAUGCAGCUUUGUUGAGCUUGACCAUGCUUCAGAGAUGAGAAGAAGAACGUGAGACCCUCUAGGGCAACCACCAUGGGUCCCACACAGCUUGCUGCACAGAAUCAUGGGAAGAAGUCAAGUGUAUUUGAGAUGGAGGAGAAAGGGUUUGCACUUUUUCAUGGUGCAGACAUCCCCCCUGAGCACACAGAAAAUCCUCCUUUGAAACGGAAGAAGGGGCCGGCCCCCAAGAUGCUUGGAAAUGAGGUGUGCAGCGUGUGUGGAGACAAGGCCUCUGGCUUCCACUACAAUGUACUGAGCUGUGAGGGCUGCAAGGGCUUUUUCCGCCGCAGUGUCAUCAAGGGUGCCCAGUAUGUCUGCAAGAAUGGUGGCAGGUGUGAGAUGGAUAUGUACAUGCGCCGAAAGUGCCAGGAGUGCCGGUUGCGCAAGUGCCAGGAGGCAGGCAUGCGAGAGCAAUGUGUUCUCUCUGAAGAGCAGAUCCAGCUGAAGAAACUUAAGAAGCAGGAAGAUGAUCAGGCCCGGAUGGUAGUUGUGCGCCAGAACCCAACGUCUCCUCCUAUCAUCCCUCCCAAAAUGACCCCUGAGCAGCUUGAUAUGAUAGAGAAGCUUGUGGCAGCUCAGCAGCAGUGCAAUCAACGUUCCUUCACAGAUAGGCUCAAAGUGACGCCAUGGCCUCAAAUUUCAGAUCCACUUCAUCGUGAAGCACGACAACAGCGCUUUGCUCAUUUCACGGAGCUCGCAAUAAUUUCUGUACAGGAGAUUGUGGACUUUGCUAAGCAGUUGCCAGGUUUCUUGGAUCUCACCAGAGAGGAUCAGAUCGCUCUUCUAAAGACAUCCACAAUAGAGGUGAUGCUGUUGGAGACAUCUCGGCGCUACAAUCCAGAAACAGAAAGCAUCACUUUUUUGAAGGAUUUAAGUUAUAAUCGAGAUGACUUUGCCAAAGCUGGUCUUCAAUUUGAGUUCAUUAAUCCCAUAUUUGAAUUUUCAAAGGGCAUGAAUGAAUUACAGCUCAACGGUGCUGAAUAUGCACUUUUGAUUGCUAUCAGCAUUUUUUCUGCAGACCGACCGAAUGUUCAGGAUCAGCCCCUGGUGGAAAGACUGCAACAUACCUACGUAGAGGCUCUUCAUUCUUACAUUUGUAUCCACAGACCAAAUGAUCAUCUAAUGUUCCCACGGAUGUUAAUGAAAUUGGUCAGUCUUCGAACUCUAAGUAGCGUCCAUUCUGAACAAGUGUUUGCUCUUCGACUACAGGACAAGAAGCUGCCACCCCUUCUUUCAGAGAUCUGGGAUGUCACUGAAUGACUUCACUGUCCCACAGCACUGACUUGCUGAAGUAACCCCAUCAUACACACCUUGUGCUAACAACAAGUUGUCCUCCACUCUCCAAAGUGCUGAAGCAGUGCCGAGGGUGAUGGGCCUUUGCUCCGAUGAGACAAUGCAGAAGGCAAAUGAGAUGGAUGAGAUGAUGUUUUAGUCUUUGAUUUCAUGUCUUCCAGAAAUGGGACAACUGAACACCUCAGUGUGGUAGAGAUGAAGAACCCACCCUAAUAAUGUGUCCAGUGACUUUUUCUUCUUCCAAGCACUUUUCUUGUUGUGUUUGGUCUGGCCCUUUUAAUUUUAAGGAUCCUUCACCCAGACCCACAAAGAGGCUUCUCAGGGGUUUCAGGGGCAAGGCCCAUUUGUGUUUCUAUUUUGAGGGACUUUGUGUGAGUUUCUGAAUGUACUUAAUACAUUCUACCAUUCACAAACAUUUAUAGAGAGCUAGAUGAACAUUUAUGGUGAUUUCUGUUCAUGAGGCUUCAUUUCUAGAGGAAUCUUUUCUUUCUGGGAAUGGGAGUCGUAAGUGCCACCAUUUGAUGAUUUGGGGGUGGGUUUUUUUGGGAAGGCGGCCUGUGGAUUGGAAGGCUAACUGUACUAUACAGAAAUAUCUUCAUGAUCUUUCCUAAUAUUUUUCACACCCACCCACCCAGUCUAACCAUCACUAUAAUAUACAAGGGCCACAUCUCAUAUACACCAUAGACAUGCUAGGGAGCCAUGUCCAGUCACCAUGUUCUCUGCCACGUGCACCCAUUUAUAAUGUGAAGGUGUGGAACAAGGUACACAGCUGAAUGUUAUGUUAUGAAUGUUAUGUAAUAUGAAUGUUAUGCAGCUGAAUGUUAGGAGUGAUUGCUCUGAAACAAAUCCCAUUGAGUUGAAUGGGGCUUACUCCCAACUAACUUGUGUCUAGGUCUGCAGUCUUAAUUUGUAACCUUUGAAGUGACUCUAAGAUUGUGUGUACACUUACGGAUUAGAACAUUUUCAGUGUAAAUCCAGUGAUGUGCAACCUACCUGUGGAGUCUGCGCUAAGCUGAGUGCUCACCUAUAGGCACUUGCACACAACAGCAGGUAUGGGAUUUACACAGUUGGGAGCAGUGCUGUCACAUGUCACAUUAUUUCUUUUCAAGCAAAUGCCAUAAGUUGCAUCCCCAUUCCUUUGGCUUCUGUAAAAGUGGGAGCAUAGCAAACAUGCCUGUAACCACAACCUUCUGUUGUAUCUCAUUCAGUUCAUUUUUUGGUAUGUUUGCAGGUUGUGGGGAGAUAAUUUGAAAAACCAAGGAAUGCAUUUAGUGUUUGGUUGGAUCAGAGGAACACUAGAAAAUGGAACUGCUUGUGUCUCAGCACUUUAUAGGGUUCAUUCAGGUGGCUGUCCUGUUUGUCUGUGCUCAGCAAGUAUUGGAGUACUGGAAAUGUUUGUGUGAAAAGCAAGUAGCUAAAUCCCCUGUGCAGUUAGCUCAAGGUGCCAGCUGUGUCGGUUGACAUGGUUUGCACUUUUGCCCUCUCAGUCAUAUGGACCUGGAAAGACUGGCAUGGGCUGAAGUUCUCUGCAUGCCUGGUCUAGAGAGAGAGGGAAUCCUUGAAUUUAAGAGUUAUUUUCACGAGUCCACAGUUGAUAUGUGUAUGUAUGGACAUACAAUUAAUGUUAGAGUGAUACUGUAAUCAUUGAGUAGACUGCAUACAUCUCAAAAGGUGGAACUAAACCCUAUGUACAAAUGUGUGUUUGGAUGGCUGUUUCUGUUAAACAGAAAAAAUGAGGCGGUGGUGAUUUGGAGCUCAGCAUUUGUGUGUGUGGGAUACUUAAACCUUUCUCAUCCCUCUUCUUAUCCACUGUACCUCCUCCUAAGUGCCUUUUGCCCUGUGGAGUUCCAGACACAUGGUUGCAAAGGUAAACUUGUGCCUAGAAUCCCAUGGUAUUAGGAGGGCAGAAGCAGCUGAGGUGUUGCAGGGGAAGAAUUAAGGACCCUCCUUCCACACUGAGUCUGUGUUUCCAAUUAUCUAUUCCCACAGUACCCUUUUCUCCCCUCUAAACUAAACCAAAAAAACCCAUUGUGUUUUUGUUAUUUGCAUUUGCAUGCAACAUUCAGUGCUGCCCUUGGUUAUCUUCACGGGGGAAUACAAUUCAGUUUGGGUAUGUAAUGCAAACUUGUGAAUGAUGUCUGUUAAGAGUAUUAAGGGUACCCAUCUAUUCUGAGCAUUCUUCUCUACCUUGAACAUGCCAAAUUGUCCCUCAAGAAAGGCCCUUUUGAUUUUAUACUCAUGAAUAGAUUAGUAUUUAUAGCUCAGUCCUAUUCAGAGUUAGGUGUAUUGAUGACCAUUGAGUUGGAUCCCAACUAGUACAUCUGUGAAUGGAAGAAGCUCCAUUUGGGAAAGAUUUGAUUUUUGCCAAUCCCCCCUUCCCUCUGUAGUCCCCUGAAAAACUGCUCCUCCAACCCUCAACAAGAUGUGGGGUUGGGGAGGUGUCUUAGGGACCUGCAGGGAAAGAGGGAUAGGUGAAAAUCCUCUUUGCAGAAAAGAAUUUCUUCCAUUCACUGAAGUACUAAUUGGGACGCAAUCCAUUAAUUUUAGUGUACUUAGAUGUGCCUGACUCUGAAUGGAAUUAGGCUGCUAGAAGAAUAAUUUGCUUGGGGGGGGGGACUUGAUCUUCAGUCCAGAAGAGGCAAAUUGUUUGGAGACAAGAAGUAAAUCUUUAAUACUCUAGUAUUAUAUGCUGCUUCCCUCUUUAUUGCACAUUAAGUUUCCUUGUCUUGCAAGCAUCUUGAGAGCCUGGGCCCAUGAACCAAUAUAAUUGUUGACUCUGUAACCAAGUGCCAUACCUAUGGUGUCGGCCUUGUGUCUGUUUUGCACUUGAGGUUGGGUCUCUUUCCACUGGCCUUCACUUUGUAAAGCACUUGUAACAAAAUAUAAAAUCUGUUUUUAUAACUCAUUGCAAUAUUCUUUCUGUUUAAUUCUGUAUUUUAAACUAAUUGAUUGCAAAAUGUUAAUGUUUAUGCAAAAGAAUAAAGCCUAAUACAGAAUUUUGAUUAUUUGAUGACACACCA